Blepharisma stoltei is the source of this 1771-nucleotide messenger RNA. The record is from the annotation of a GenBank genome assembly. Lineage: Eukaryota; Ciliophora; Heterotrichea; Heterotrichida; Blepharismidae.
AUGGAAAGACUCAAAACCUUAGACAUAUCACUCAGUGAAAAGCUCGACAGAAUCACAAAUCCAAACCUGCUUUCCUCUACUCAGUCAAAGCUCCUCAUCCGCCCUAAAAUGGAAACUUACUCUUCUCCAGAUUGAACGAAACUUUGAAUUACGAGAAUAAAAAAGAAUAGCAGACAAUCCAAAUUUUCAAGGACAGCAGAUCAUUUUGGCCUCGCCCAAGCCAAUAACACAAUUUUGAAUAAAGAAGGAGUAAGCAGCUUGCAACAAGCUUCUUAUUACGGAAAAGUAAAAAUUAUGAAAAGGCUUAUAAGAGAAGGCGCAGAUGUCAAUCAUGAAGACUGAAGCGGAAACACGGCGCUGCUUUAUGCAAUUCAGUCAAAUCAACCCGAGUCAGUCAGGAUUUUAAUGCAAGUCAAAGAACUUGCAGUUAGCCAAAAAUUUGGAGAUAGACAUGAAACAGCUUUAAUAAAAGCUAUAAAACUUGGCCAUACUGAAAUUGUAAAAGAGCUAUGUAAACGUCCAGAAGCAAUUUUAAAGCAAGAUAUAGAUGGCAGAACUCCUUUAUUUCAUGCAGUAUUAAAAGGAAACUGUGAAAUUGUCCAAACCUUGCUUGAUAUAGGAGGCUCUGAAGAAGACUUGAUUGAUUAUAAAGGACACAACGCAAUUGAGUUAGCCAUAAACAUAGGUGAAAUAGGAACUGUAAGGACUUUAUUGUCAUAUCAUAACCUUGAAAUUACCCAAGCUAUAGGACAAAGUUUACUGAUCCUUGCAUGCUAUAUUAAUGACAUUGAAAUUGUUAAAAGUCUAUUAGCAAGAAAAAUGCCAACACACUGUGUUUGCAAUGAAUCUCAAAAAACCCCAAUUUUUAUAGCCUAUAGUCUUGGAUUUACAGAAAUCGUGUAUCAACUGUUAGAAGUUGCUAAUGCUGAAAUUUUGGACCAUAAAAGCUUAGAAGAUGAUUCAAUUCUUUUGAUGGCUACAAGAAGAAAUGACCAGAUUCUGGUAUCAAAAUUACUUACUCUCCUCUCAUUUGAAUUAAACAUAGGUAAAUUUUUUUGUUGAGUAAGUAACCUCCAUCUAUCCCGAAGCAAAACUUUUUUAAUAUUUUUUUAUUAAUUAUUUUAACCUAAUUUAAUGGAGAGCGUGCAAGUAUAAUGUUAUUUAAACAGUUGGCAUGAUGAAUCCAUUAAUAUUUUUAUUUAAUUCUCUAUAAAAAUAAAUUAGAAUUCAAAAAUAUUGCAUUCAAUUUUAUAUUUUAAUCUUUUAUUUUAUAUUAAUUUCUUUAAAUUGGAAAAGGAAUUUUUGUUAAAAUUUAAAAGGGAAGGAGUUAAAAAAAGGUGCAAAUGCAAAUAUACAGGCACCGUUUAAUAUAACUCCUCUACUUGUCGCUAGUGAAAUGGGACACGAUACCAUAAUUAAGCUGCUUCUGCAAUAUGAAGCUGACCUAGACUUUCAGGAUGUCCAAGGAGAGUCCGCAUUAAUGCUGGCUGUUGCAAAUAAGCAUAAAAAUGCAAUAAAAGUUCUCCUAGAGUACAAACCUUUAACUUGUAUUGUAAACAGCCGGAACAAGCGAGCAGUUGAUUUGACUACUAAUUUGGAUAUCAAAAUGAUGAUUGAAGAAUAUAUGUUUAAUACCCCUGAAAAGCAAAGCCCAGAAUUUAACAUAGAAGUCAAAAGACUUGUUCGUCAGCACUCAAAGCGUCCAUCUACAGUAUCAAAUGAAUCAAUCUUUAAGCUCCUCAAGUCUUCUGCAAAAUAUGAAUAUAUUUAA